Molecule: messenger RNA, 3281 nt
Organism: Marmota monax (woodchuck)
Lineage: Eukaryota; Metazoa; Chordata; Mammalia; Rodentia; Sciuridae
Gene: Tram1l1
Product: translocation associated membrane protein 1 like 1
Exons: 2
Coding region: 295-1413 (372 amino acids)
Biological process (GO): protein insertion into ER membrane; SRP-dependent cotranslational protein targeting to membrane, translocation
Cellular component (GO): endoplasmic reticulum membrane
Source: RefSeq, a predicted model, not a curated record
CAACCUGAGAAAACACAACUAGAGCUCUCUCCGUGCUGUCGCAUUUAUAAUGAGGAUGUCCCUGAAGAAAAGCUCCGAGGUGCCUCUGGGCGGAGGCAGUGGAGGUGGAGAGCUGCGAUCCGCGAGGAAGAUCCUCGCUCUCAGCCGGGGCCUGGCGCCGGUCGCUACGACCCUGGGCUGGUGGUGGCUCCGGCAUGGGGAGUGGAGCCCCCGGAGCUGCUGCAGCGGCGUGGUGAGGGAGCAGCCAGAGGGAGGCAGCUGCAGCUCGGCGGUGAGUAUCCGGGAAGCGCCACCAUGGGGCUCCGUAAGAAGGGCACCAAGAACCCCCCGGUGCUGAGCCAAGAAUUCAUCCUGCAGAAUCAUGCGGACCUCGUCUCCUGCGUGGGGAUGUUCUUCGUGCUGGGGCUCAUGUUCGAGGGAACGGCCGAAGUGUCGAUCGUUUUCCUCACUCUUCAGCACAGCGUUGUCGUCCCUGCAGAAGAACUGGCUACGGGAUCCAAGACGCUGUAUCAUUACGGGGUCAAAGAUUUGGCCACGGUGUUCUUCUACAUGCUGGUGGUGAUCAUCAUUCACGCCACGAUCCAGGAGUAUGUCCUGGAUAAAAUUAGCAGGAGAAUGCAGUUCACCAAAGCGAAACAGAACAAAUUUAAUGAAUCUGGCCAGUUUAGUGUGUUCUACAUUGUCUCCUGUAUCUGGGGCACAAUCAUCCUCAUGUCUGAAAACUGCCUGUCAGACCCAACUCUCCUGUGGAGGACUCAUUCCCACACCAUGAUGACAUUUCAAAUGAAGUUUUUCUACAUCUCACAGUUGGCUUACUGGUUUCAUGGUUUUCCGGAACUCUACUUCCAGAGAAUCCGAAAACAAGAUAUCCCUAGUCAACUCAUCUACAUUGGUCUUCACCUCUUUCACAUCACUGGAGCUUAUCUCUUGUACUUGAAUCACCUGGGACUACUUCUUUUGGUGCUGCAUUAUUUCGUUGAAUUGAUUUCCCACCUGUGCGACGUGUUUUAUUUUAGUGAUGAAAAGUACCAGAAGGGGGUUUCUCUGUGGACCAUCGUGUUUGUCUUGGGGCGACUCACAACUUUAGUUGUUUCAUUAGUCACUGUUGGGCUACACUUGGUUGUAUCCCAUUCCCGGGAUGGGGAUACGGAUUCCAUCAGUGGAAACGUAAACGUGUUGGCCGCUGAAAUUGCUGUUCUGUCAUCCAGUUGCACCAUCCAAGCAUAUAUAACAUGGACCUUACUGACAGUCUGGCUUCAGAGGUGGCUAGAAGAUUCUAAUCUUCAGGCCUCGAGUCUGAAGAAGAAAAAACCCAUGAUUAAAGGCCGGUCUUCUAGAAAAGGAACAGAAAAUGGAGUGGAGACUGCAAACAGAGUAGAUGCCCCGCCAAAGAGGAAAGAGAAAACUUCAUAAUGAUUUAUAAGAUAAUUGAGCAAUAUCUCCAAAGGAAUCUGCUCUAUACUAUGAGAUCUCUCUCUCUCUCUGUGUGUGCUAGAAAUUUUUUUCUGUUCUUCAAAAUAGUUUGUGCUCUUUGAUCAUUGCUAUUGUACUGUUUAAUGUGUAUUUUAAGUAAUUUGAGGGGAGAAUAAGUGGAAAACAUUUUGGUUAAGACUAAGCUACGCAACAUCAAAAUAGUGAAAAAAAACUUAAGGAUAACUAUGAUAUUUUGGUUUUGAUUUUUUGCCUAGAACAUUUCCUAAUGAUUCCUGGAGUUGACUAUAAAAUUCCCCAGUAAGUGAUAACGAUUUCUUGCUCCCAUCAAUCUUCUAUGGUAUUAACAAAGUGGAUUGUUAUAGCAAGGUGAUAUUUUUAAUAUUCUCUUUCACAAGAAUAUGGGAAAUUCUUUAAAGAUGGAAGUUAAAUCAGUGUUCUCUAAUUGUUAUUUUUUUGUUGUUUAGAAUUUGCAACUGAGAAAAAAUUUGUAAAACCAUCAAAAUAGUCAUGUGUUUUAUUUUAUAGGGAGUGAUUGUUAAUGCCACAUCCCCAUUGAAGAAUCCAAAUACUAAUAGAUAAAAUAUAUGGAGACUUAUUGCCAUAUAUAUUGAAUCAAAAUAUCUUUAAUUAAUAUAAAGUAUUACUUAAGAGGUAAAGUCAUUCCUGUCCAUUUUUAACACUUGUAAAUGGGAACUCAUAAAAUUAAAAAUGACUGAAGAAAAGACAUAAGACUUAGUCAUUUUUUAUGUUUAUUAAUAAUGAUUUAAUGAGGAUUCAUAAACUUCAUUCAUGAAUUCAAAAUUCAUAAACCAUUUUGAAUAAUAAUACUUGAUUUAAAUGAAUAAAAGAAUGUCAGCUAAAUACAUUUGGAAACCCUUUAAUGCUUAAAUUUUAAAUAAUUUGAAAAUCAGGAUAAAUUAAUGAAAGUUUUUUUUUAAUAAUUUUAUAUGUUACUAGAGAGGCUGAGUCAGGAAGAUCAAAAUAUUUGAGGACUUCUGCAAUAGGAUCAGAAGUUUUAAGGACUUCAAGUUGACUUGGCUACUUAGCAUGACCCUGUCACACACACAAAAAAAAAAAAAAAAAAAAAAGAAAAGAAAAAAGAAAGAAGAAAGAAAGAAAGAAAGAAAGAAAGAGCUAAAUGGGACUAUAGCUCAGUUGUAUAGCACCCACCACUGGUUUCAAUUCACAAUAUUCCAAAAAUAAGUAUGUAAAAUUUAAUAGUCUUUUAAUUAUAGUUUAAUUCCAUCUUUUAUUGUGAAACAUUUAUAUAUGUUAAGGCAUGUUUUGGAGACUAUAUAUAUCAUAUAUUAACAGAAGCCAAUUUAAAUGAUGGACUUUAGGGGGAUAAAUGUUUAUACUGGCCUUCCUUUAAUUCUCAAUUUGGUUUCAUGUCCAUAUUGUGAAUAUUUACAUUUCCAAUUUCUUUUACUAUGUUUCUCAUCUCUGCUUUUGAUAGCCCUCACUUAGACCUAUUUAAGUAAUUCAACUUUUUCAACCGAUAGAGUUUGUGAAAAUUAAACUUGAUAUACUAAUAUCACAGACCACAGAUGGAAGAGCCAUUCUUGGAGUAUUUUUCUAUUCUAUCUGCUUUCACAGGUAAGUAACAAAAUAAAUUUUCUUCUUUGUUAACUAUAGAAUUCAUCGAUCUACAUUUUUUUGUCCGUUGCCUAACACUAUGUUCACAAUUUAUUAUUAGCAUAUGCUCUAAAGUUUAAAGUGAUGUAAUUCACAUUUGGACCAACUGUUGCACAAUUUAUAAAUCAAAGAUUUCCAGCUUCUCAUGUAAUAGAGAACUAGAGAAUUCUUUCUCACAUCCCUUACUAUAAAAUAAUUCUAGCAUGUUACUU